This is a messenger RNA of Pseudonaja textilis, 3475 nucleotides long. NCBI's taxonomy places the organism in Eukaryota, Metazoa, Chordata, Lepidosauria, Squamata, Elapidae. The record is from RefSeq and is a predicted model, not a curated record.
AUGGUAUUGAGAGUAGUCACAAACCCACAUCUUAGGAAUCUUUACUGCCGUGUCUCUUCUUUAACACUAAUGGGGAUCCAUCUGGUGUUGGUCACGGAGGGUGACCUCCCCAAACUGAAAAGCAGCACGGUGCAGAAGAGAAUAGAAGCUCGCUUUGGGCCGUUGAGAAAGCCUAAGAUCGCCAAAAAAGGGAGAUCCCGUUUCAAAUCUAUUUUGAAAGAGUGCCUUGAACUGCUGGAGUGCUUGGGAAUCCCAUGGAUUCAAGCAGCUGGAGAAGCAGAGGCAAUGUGCGCUUACCUGAAUGCAAAUGGCUAUGUGGAUGGGUGCAUCACCAAUGACGGAGAUAUCUUCCUUUACGGCGCUCAAACAGUAUAUCGAAAUUUUACCAUGAACGUCAAGGACCCACAUGUUGACUGCUACUUGAUAUCUGAUAUUGAAGAGAAACUAGGCUGCAGCCGAGAAUCUCUGAUCGGAUUAGCAAUUCUGCUUGGCUGUGAUUAUCUUCCUAAGGGAGUUCCUGGAGUAGGAAAAGAACAGGCUUUAAAGUUGAUCAAAACUUUGAAAGGACAGAGUUUACUGCAAAGAUUUGAGUCCUGGAAAGACCAUUUCCAGUCGGGUGAAGUCUCAGUCUCGAUAGCUAAAAAACCGCUUCACUGUUCUGUGUGCCAUCAUCCAGGUUCUUAUAAAGAUCACGAGGACAUGGGAUGUCGUAUCUGUGGUAGUGUGGGAUAUUGUGAGCCCCUGGAUACUAGCUACUGCUGCCCCUGUGACUGGCACUCUUCUGAGUCAGAGCAGCAACAGAGCUUAGUGGAGGAAGGUGUUAAAAAAAAAGCCAAGGCAUGUGAAGGUUUUCCCUUUCCUGAGGUUAUCCACGAAUAUCUCAUCAGCAAAGACAAACCAGUGAAAUUAAGUGGGUGCCAAAGGCCAAAUUUAUUAUCUUUUCAAAGGUUUGCUGUGAAGAAAAUGAACUGGACCGAGCAGUACGCCUGUGAGAAAUUGUGUAGCCUUCUGACUUACUAUGACAUGAACAGAAAGAAGUCUGGCCAUACUGAUCCAAAGCAGCUGCAGGCCCUGCGGGUAAUCAAGACACGGAUUAGAAAUGGAAUUCCCUGUUUUGAAAUUGCAUGGCAAAAGCCAGAUCAUUACUGUGCUACAACUGAAGAUCAGCCGGCCGAUCCCUUUCUAAUAACAAUAGAAGAGUCAACGCUAUUUGAGGCUGCCUAUCCUGAAGUGGUUGCUUUGUAUCAAAUGGAGAGGUUGAAAAUUGGCCAAGAAAAAAAGAAAAGUAAGAAGAAAAGUAAAGUGAAAGAAGGCUUAGCAGGGAACAGUGAAGAUACUUUUUCAGACCUGAACUUGCAACCUGCGUGUGAAAACAUUCUCAGCCAAAUUUCAAAAUCUGAUUUGCCUGUUUUUGACCUGCAAGAAUUUCCCCAAAAGAGCUGCGAAUCUCUGUGUUUUUCAGACUCUGCAGAUUUUUUUACUGCAUUAGGAAAGCCAAGCAACUUCUUUCUUGCUUCACGAAACCCAGAAAAUCAAUAUAAACCUUCUAAUUCUUUAAUCUCACAAACAAACUUAUUUGCUAAGGAGCUUGUGGCUUCUUCUGCAAAUACUGAUCUGCAGCUAAGUGGCAUUGACUGGGAAGGGACCUCCUUCAGCAUUUCUCCAAGAAAUGUUAAUUUUCCUUGGUAUUCAGAAUCUAAGUCUUCCUUAAGUCAGUGCUCUCCACCACACAGUAAAGCAACCGAUAUCCUCACGCAGUAUUCAGAUUCUGCAGAACACGAUCCCCAUCUAAUCACUGGUGUAGAUUACUCUGUUUCAAACACAGGCUUUCCUAAAGAGAUGAAUGAUUUGUCUUUAAAAGAUCGAACCACUAGGGAAAGUUUGGAAGCUUUCCCCAAAGUUAAAAAUGUGUCUUUGUUAAACGCCGUACAAUUGCAAGAACCGAUAAAGAGAACAACUAGCCCUGGAGGGGAAUUUUCAUUUCUUCCUGACAGCAUUCAGGAAAUUGAAAAUGUGAUGUUACUAGAAAAACAUCUGCGGGGUCUAAGCUUAGAGAACUCUAAAGAAGAUCUCCAAAGUUAUAACCCACAAACUGCAGCAGAUAAAGUCAAGGAUUCAGGAAGUUCUUUGAGGCUGUGCACUGAAAAGCUAAAAGUGAGCCACUUAGAAAACAAACAGCAAAUUUUGCAUUUUAGGUCAAAUCAAGUCCUAGAUAACUCUCAAAUCGGGGGGAAAUCUGUGCCGAGAAACAUGAAAAGCUCACUUAAGAAGAGCGUGUGCCAAAAUAGUUAUCCUGCUGAGGACAGUGAUAGUGAAAAUGUGGAGGGCAGGUGGAAGGGUCAUAAGAUCUCAAAACAGCAAAUAAAGAGUCAUGCAGUUCAGCUGAAGGAUAAGUGCAGCGGCAAAAGGAACAACAAGAAAUUGGCAUUUGAGAUUCAGCCAGAACCAAAAGAGAAAGUUGAGCACGCUCUUAAAUUACUCAACACUGAUUUAUCCACAGAAGAACGUCUGCUUCUACCUCUCUCCAAGUCUCCAAGCCUCUCCAAAUGUGGAGAUGAUCCUUGUCUUCAGGAGACCAGAAGUGAUUUGAAUAUGUGGCUUGAGAGUCCAUUGCCUCUGUCUGAAAGGCUGAAGCACAGAUUGAAGAGCAGUUGAGAAUUUCUUGUUCCCUUCUCUCUGAUGUCUUCAUCUGGAAAUAUCUCAAAUGUCUUGAUAGAUUUUAAAUGUCCUCUAAAUUUAAUAAGUUCCAUAACUGUGAGUAGUAGAAGAUUGAAAGAAGUGUCUGAAGUGAAAUGACUCACAAAUUCUUCAAGCAACUUUUCUGUAGUGACGUGUUCUAAUUUUGACUAACAGACCUGCUGUGAGUUGGGCUGAAUUUUUCCUAAAUAAUUUGCUUGAGUGGUUGCAUCAAUCAUACCACAAUAGCAUGAACUCAAGAAUAAAUAGAUAAUAAUGUUAAGUUUUUUGCAGAGUAUAAAAUAUGUAACGACUUACUGAUCAAUGGUAGUGGCAAAGCUACUGACAUUUUUACACGAACAGAUUGGUGUUAUCAUAGUAUAUGUUUUUAUAUAUUUGCUGCAGAUUUUCAGGUCCAAAUUAAAUAAUGUUCUACAUCCAAUCUUGGAGUCAAUCCCUACACAUGCAACAUAGUUAAAUACCAGAAUCAUAAAGCGGUUAAAAAAAUCAAUUUAGAACUGGCCUAUAAGAUACCUUUAGAAUUAGAAAUCUAAUUUAUCAGAGAGGACUGCUUCAAUCUAGUACUUUAUCUGCUCUUUGUUUUCUCCUUUGACCAAUUUUCUAACUUGGGAUUAUAUGUCUUAGAAUCAUAAUGACUUUCAUUUGUAACACUAUAUAAUUUGGUUUUUAAAUAGAUUUUCAUAUAGACUUUUUUUUUAAAUGCAAUGCUUUUCAAUAAUAGUAGUUUAAAUUUUAAUAAUUAGACACAAAUACUUUGCAACAAUAUUUAUGUAAUGGC